Trichoplax adhaerens is the source of this 1029-nucleotide messenger RNA. RefSeq lists its product as uncharacterized. Gene Ontology annotation, cellular component: cytoplasm. NCBI's taxonomy places the organism in Eukaryota, Metazoa, Placozoa, Uniplacotomia, Trichoplacea, Trichoplacidae. Gene Ontology annotation, biological process: protein deubiquitination. The annotation marks the transcript as partial. Gene Ontology annotation, molecular function: cysteine-type deubiquitinase activity. The transcript has 11 exons. The record is from RefSeq and is a predicted model, not a curated record.
GGUGUUGUAGGAUUAAAGAAUUUAGGGAACACGUGCUUCAUGAACUCUAUCCUACAGUGCCUAAGCAACACGAAAGCUUUGACCUCGUUUGUUCUCGAUAAUUCAUAUUCACGAUUUAUAAGUGGAAAGAGUUCAAUGCAUGGGAAACUAAUGGAAGCAUAUGCUUCUCUAAUGAGAUCAAUGUGGAAAUCUGAUACCAAAGAAACUGCUUUAUCGCCUGCAACAUUUAAAUCACAAAUUCAGCGUUUUGCCCCAAGAUUCGUUGGCUACAGUCAACAGGAUGCACAGGAGUUCCUUCGCUUUCUUUUAGCGGGAUUGCAUGAGGAUUUACUUCAUAAUAGUCGAGAGAAGCCUAAAAUUAUUAGUACCGAAGAAUAUGAUGAAUUACAGCCCGAAGAUAAAGCCGUAUACUGUUGGAAGCUAUAUAAGAGUACCGAUGAUAGUAAAGUUGCAGAACUUUUUGUAGGUCAGUUGAAAAGCACACUGGAAUGUACGGUUUGCAAAAAUCAAUCUGUAACCUUUGAUCCGUUUUGGGAUCUAUCUCUGCCUAUUCCAAAGAUUUCGACCAUAACACUACUUGAUUGUUUGAAGUUAUUCACUCGCGAAGAGACGUUAUCGGGGGAUAAUAUGCCGACUUGUUCGAAAUGUAAAACGAAAACUGUCUGUACUAAAAAGUUAUCCGUGCAGAAAUUUCCUCAAAUCCUGGUUAUACAUUUUAAGCGAUUCUCUGGGAUUCAUUAUCGUACAAAGCUGAAUACCUUAAUAGAUUUUCCUAUUGAUAAAUUGGAUUUGUUGAACUUUGCUGGUACUACUUCUACAAUAUCAUGCAAGUACAACCUGUACGCCAUAUCUAACCAUUCGGGUAGUACUGUGGGAGGACAUUAUACCGCUUAUUGUAAAAGUCCUCAUACACAAACAUGGUAUAUGUUUAAUGAUACCAGGGUACAACCAGUGUCAAGUAACGAAGUAAAAAGUUCGCAAGCUUACGUCUUAUUUUAUGAGCAACAGUUAACCCAAUCGAUUCUUUGA